This is a messenger RNA of Pollicipes pollicipes, 2701 nucleotides long. RefSeq names its product transmembrane 9 superfamily protein member 3 (gene TM9SF3). Bases 154 to 1893 code for a protein of 579 amino acids. The transcript is spliced from 14 exons. The record is from RefSeq and is a predicted model, not a curated record. Lineage: Eukaryota; Metazoa; Arthropoda; Thecostraca; Pollicipedomorpha; Pollicipedidae. Gene Ontology annotation, biological process: protein localization to membrane. Gene Ontology annotation, cellular component: membrane.
CACGACGGCAAGGCCACGAAGACGCAUUAUUGGAGACUGAUAUUCUGAUUUUGGUGUUGGUGACCCCGAAUAAUGAAAAGGCAGUAAAUCAGCAUUCAGGAGGGGCCGAGUGUGUUCUCUGUAAACCAAACUGUGUUUUCGUUCAUUUAAAACAUGGAUUCAUUUUUUAGAAAGGUUUUAAUAGUCACUUUAUCGUUGGCUGUGUGUACCGGCGAUGAACAUGACCAUAAGUACGACUCGGGCGAGGAGGUGGUGCUAUGGAUGAACACCGUGGGCCCGUACCACAACCGCCAGGAGACCUACAGCUACUUCUCGCUACCCUUCUGCAAAGGCAACAAGGCGGGAAUCAGCCACUAUCACGAGACGCUGGGAGAGGCGCUGCAGGGCGUCGAGCUGGAGUUCAGCGGGCUCGACAUUCAGUUCAACUCCAACCAGCCGAAGGAGACGUACUGUCAGAUCGCGCUGGACGAAGAGGGCCUGGCCGCCUUCCGGUAUGCCGUACGAAACCACUACUGGUACCAAAUGUACAUCGACGACCUGCCCAUCUGGGGCAUCAUCGGAGAGUCGGACGAGGAUGGAGAGUACCUGUGGACCCACAAGCGCUUCGACAUCGGCGUCAACGACGGCAUGAUCGUGGACGUCAACCUGACGUCCGAGGCGAAGGUGAAAUUGACCCUGGGCGCUAAGAUACCUUUGACGUACGAAGUCGUGUGGAAGAAGUCUGCCGUCAAGUUCGAGGACAGAUUCGACAAGUACCUGGAUCCCAGCUUUUUCCAACACCGGAUCCACUGGUUCAGCAUAUUCAACAGCUUCAUGAUGGUGAUCUUCCUGGUGGGCCUUGUGUCCAUGAUCCUGAUGCGAACGCUGAAGAAGGACUACCAGCGCUACAGCAGGGACGAGGAGAUGGACGACGUGGAGCGUGAUCUCGGGGACGAGUAUGGCUGGAAGCAGGUGCACGGCGACGUCUUCCGCCCGGCCAGCCACCCCAUCAUUUUCUCGGCGCUGAUCGGCACCGGCUGCCAGGUGGCGGCCGUGGUGCUGCUGGUGGUGCUGAUCGCCAUCAUCGGCGAGCUGUACACGGAGCGAGGCAGUCUGCUGAGCACGGCCAUCUUCGUGUACGCCGCCACCAGCCCUGUCAACGGGUACUUCGGCGGCGGCCUGUACGCCCGCAUGGGCGGCAAGAUCUGGAUCCGCCAGAUGGCAGUGUCGGCGGCGCUGCUGCCCGCCCUGGUCUGCGGCACCGCCUUCCUCAUCAACUUCAUCGCGCUCUACUACCACGCCAGCCGGGCCAUCCCCUUCGUCACCAUGCUGGCGGUGGCCUGUAUCUGCCUGUUCGUCAUUCUGCCGCUGACCCUGGUCGGCACAGUGCUGGGCAGGAACCUGAACGGCCAGGCCGACUUCCCCUGCAGAGUGAACGCCGUGCCCCGUCCGAUACCGGAGAAGAAGUGGUUCAUGGAGCCCUGGGUCAUCAUCCCGCUCGGUGGCGUGUUGCCCUUCGGCAGUAUCUUCAUUGAGAUGUACUUCAUCUUCACGUCGUUCUGGGCGUACAAGAUUUACUACGUGUACGGCUUCAUGCUGCUGGUGCUGCUCAUCCUGUCGGUGGUCUCCGUCUGCGUCACCAUCGUCUGCACCUACUUCCUGCUCAACGCUGAAGACUACCGAUGGCAGUGGACCAGCUUCCUGGCCGGCUGCUCCACCUCGGCUUACGUCUACAUGUACUCCAUCUACUAUUUCUUCUUCAAGACCAAAAUGUACGGCCUGUUCCAGACAGCAUUCUACUUCACCUACAUGGGCCUCUUCAGUUCCGUGCUCGGCAUCAUGUGCGGCACCAUCGGCUACCUUGGCACCAACUACUUCGUCCACAAGAUCUACAGCACCGUCAAGAUCGACUAGCCGGGCGGCGGUCUCCGCCCAGCCCCGGAAGCCGGGGCCAUUGUUACGCGGCGCGGCGCGGCGCGGCGCAGCACGAACGCCCGACAUUUGGCAGCCGCGGAGGCCGUCCAGAGCUGCCAGAUCCGCCGGGCGUCGGUGUCUGUUGUCCUUAGUCGGACCGUCUGCUGUCGGAUGGACGCUCAGCGCACGUCGACGCUGCCAGAGCGGCGCGGCCGGCCGCCGCUGGCCGGGUGAGCUGGCCGCAGCCCGUCUGAGGGUGUGGGGACGUGCGGAGCCCCGCCGCCGGGUGUGCGGUGCUGGAGGCCUGGCCAGGCACUGCCGUGUGUGGAACGUUCGGACCGGCGCCAGGGGGAGCGGCGGCCGGGCUGCGCCCCGAUCUCCGGACCGUGCGUGGCAGUAGGAGCUCGGGCGCCGGCCGCGCGCCGGCCGCCCCCCGAACACCUGAGGCGGGGACGGCGCCGGCCGGGCUGUCGGACAGACGGCGAGCCGUGCCGACCGGCUGAGCGCUAUAAGACCGAGCGGGGCGGCGGCGGUCUGGGCCCGAGCCUGAGCACCGGACGCCGCCAAACGGUCGACAACGCCGCGGCGGCGCUGCUGCUCCCACCGGACCGACGACGGCGCUGUGCGCACCUCCAGGCCCCGGCAGCCUCUCCCCUCCCAGCUGUGGCAGGCUGGCGCGGACCCUCCACACUCGGACGUCCGCGGCAGGUGACCAGCGCGCCUGUCAGCGUGCUCUGGCCCCGCGUCGCCGUCCGGUCUGCGGCGGCGUCGGCGCGCGCUGACAGCGUCCGCUCCGAACGUGUGCGCG